UCCCCCUCGCUCCCUCCCGGCACAGGCAGCCAGAAGCCGCCGGGCGAGCCCUUCACACGCGCGCACCUCCGGACUCCCGCAGCCGUGGCGCUGCCAGAGGAGCAGGCGGCGCAGAGGGGCCCGAAUUCCGGGGCAGCAGCGGCCGCGUCCCCGCGGGAUGGAGCUGGGAGACCAAUAGGGCUGGAUCCUCCGCCGCCUGCCCGGCUGGGCUGAGUUCCCCCUGCGCCCGCGGCCGGCUUGGAUGCUCCGGGGCGCAGAGCCCAGGAUGGCGGAGGCGCAGGAGCAGUGUUGUCUUCCUCAAAAGUUCUUAAGUAAUUGAACAUGGCACUUGGAUUUGACGGUAUAUCUCCUGCAUUUGAAGUUUGUUGUUAUAGUGAUAGUUCUGGAUGGGAACAUCAUCAAGGACCUUGGAAAAUAUAUUCUGUUUAUGAUAUCCUGGAUAUGGGAACUCGUCACCACACUGUGACAAAAGCAGAAGUUCCUGAUCAUAUCCUUUACAUUACUGGAACCUGUGUUCUUAUAAUUGGAUCUAUUGGAGUUAUAGGAAACCUUUUAGUUCUCUAUGCAUUUUACAGCAACAAGAAGCUGAGGACACCGCCAAACUACUUUAUAAUGAAUUUGGCUGUGAGUGACUUCCUGAUGUCUGCUUCACAGGCCCCCAUUUGCUUUAUCAACAGUUUGCACAAAGAGUGGAUACUUGGAGAAAUAGGUUGUGACCUGUAUGCUUUUUGCGGGGCACUCUUUGGAAUAACCUCAAUGAUGACUUUAUUAGCUAUUUCCAUUGAUCGAUACCUUGUGAUCACUAAGCCUCUGCAAUCCAUGCGGUGGACUUCCAAGAAACACACAUCGCAGAUCAUUGUUAUUGUCUGGCUCUACUCGCUGGGAUGGAGCGUGGCUCCGCUUCUUGGGUGGAGUUCCUAUGUGCCAGAAGGGUUGAUGAUAUCUUGUACAUGGGACUAUGUAACCUAUUCCCCAGCAAACAGAAGUUACACCAUGAUGUUAUGUUGCUGUGUGUUUUUCAUUCCCCUGGUUAUAAUAUUCCAUUGCUAUUUAUUCAUGUUUCUGGCCAUAAGAAGUACUGGCAGGGAUGUUCAGAAGCUAGGGUCCUAUGGUCGUAAAUCCUACCUCUCGCAUUCCAUGAAGAAUGAAUGGAAGCUGGCAAAAAUUGCUUUUGUGGUCAUCGUUGUGUUUGUCUUGUCUUGGUCUCCAUAUGCUUGUGUCACCAUGAUUGCAUGGGCAGGCCAUGGCAACACUCUAACUCCAUAUUCUAAAUCUGUGCCAGCUGUUAUCGCCAAAGCUUCUGCAAUCUACAAUCCUAUCAUCUAUGCAAUAAUUCACCCAAGAUACAGGAAAACCAUUCGUAGUGCUGUUCCUUGCUUGCGAUUUUUCAUACGGAUAUCAAAGAGCGAUCUCUCAUCAGGUUCUAUAAAUGAAUCAUCAUUCAGGGCCUCUGUCUCCAGCCGUCGCUCUUUUGCCUCCAGGAACAAGAGUAGUUGUGUUUCAUCAGUUUCCACUGGAGAAGCAGCUUGGAGUGACGUAGAGCUUGAACCAGUGGAGCCAGUUCAUAAGAAACUGCAGCCUUCCAGAAGUAACUCUUUUUCAUCAUGUCCGAGACAGGAGGAGAAGAGGGAACUGCUUCUGAAGGCCCACAGCUGCAAUGCAAUAGCUGAAGAAAAGGUUUUGCUCUCCUCCAGCUACUUGCAGAAGCUGCUUGGGAGGUCAGUCCUACAGAAUUCCCCUAAAGCAAUUGUGACCAGUUCCUUAAAAGCAGCUUCUCUUCCCGUUGGCUUGAACAGCAUCAGCAAAGGAAGAGGCUCAGAUACCUCACAAAGGGAAACUCAAAUAAACAGAGGCCUGGACCCCAUCAUUAGUACUGCAGUCCCACGUAUCAUUGUCAUUCCUACUUCCGAGACCAACCUCAUUGAAGGACAAGAAGAACAUGAAAAUGGAGAGGAGGAAGAGACUGAUUUAUUCCACUUUCAUGGCAAGAAUAAUUUGUUGGGCAUAGACGGGCUUAGCUCUUCCACAGAUUUCCUUGAAGCAUUUGAGAAGUUUCUGUCAUAAGUGUAAAAAAGACAACUUUCUGGUCAUUGUUUUCUUGGCUGCUUCUCCACAUUAUUAUACCAAAUAACUAAAGCCUUCUAGAUUAAAUCUUCAGACUUUUUGUAUAUUUGUAUUAUAGUCACUAGGCAGUCUUUGAAUCCAUCUUUGUUCAGACCGCUUCAGACACUGAAACAACCUUUUAGAUGGUGCUGCUAAAAUGAGCAGUGGAAUAUCUGGCAGCAAACUAGAAUGGCGUAUUUCAAGUCAACCUGCUGCUUCAUGGUUUUUAACAUAGAUGGGUGGAUGCCAGCAAAGAAAUAUCUAGCACCCAAUGAAUACUUCUCCUUACCUGGGUGCCCAGGAUGCAGUUUCAUGAUUCAACAUCAUUCCAAUACUAUUAUCUCUAGAAGGCAAUAGUUCCUGGAAUGUCAUCACAGGAUAAGCUAUGUAGUGAAUGCAUACACCAAGAUUUGUUCUUGACGGUAUGAACUUCAGAAGCAGUACUGCCCAAAAUUAUGGCAGACAGUAUAGCAGCACCCACUGAGUUGAUUAGUAAUGUGGACACCCUGUACCAGUCUCUCUUGCAAAUCUCUAUACAACCUCACAAUCAGAAGCACCUAUCUCUUUUUGACAAGUCUUUUAUUUUCUAAUAGAAAGUUUUCUGGACUAGCUAGAUGAAUGGAUCACUCAAUACAAAAGUGAUUAUUUGUUUAGAAGAUAAUAAGGGUAAGCAAGAGAGGCUUGGAUUUCAGCUGAGUAUUAGGACAGCCACCAUGCCCAUUCAGCAGAUUACUGACAGGAUUAGAGGUGUUAUACUGCCCCAAAAACAAAUUUUAAAGGCAUUUUAGAGUAUCUUGGGGUGCACAGUAUUGUUUAAGUAUGUGUGAACUGUAAUGACUCCUAUUCAAAGGGUGGAUUCUCACAAUUGGCUUGAAGACUCAUUGAUGAAAAUAAAACACCAACUGCUACAGUUCAGUUUUCUUGUUGGUGGCGUACAAAGGCGGUGGGCAGGUAUUAAGAGCUUUUUUUCCUCUCAGCUGCCAGUGAGAAAAAGAACAGGGAUGCAUAAACUUUACUGUGAGGGACCAACUUUCCAAAGUACCUCAGAUGGACUUCCUACCCUAACCUGAAGAAGAGCUCUGUGUAGCUCGAGAGCGUCUCUCUCUCACCAACAGAAGUUGGUCCAAUAAAAGAUAUUACCUCGCUCACCUUGUCUUCCUAUCCCAACUGUCAUUCCCAGCUGCCCCAGUGGGGAUUGAGUAUAGUAGCAUAGGGCUAUACCACUGUAAAUGUGGGAUUUACUGCAGGAUGCCAAAUCACAUAUUUACUUGUGGAUAAUGGUUUUGUUUCUUUCAUCUUUGAUUCAUAUUUGUUCCUUGUGGUUUUGUUUCUUUCCCCAUUUUUCUUUUUUUAAACAUGUCCUCCAACUCUUUCUCAUUCCGUCUGUCACACCCACAGAUGGGACACACAAUGGACUAAAUUCUGCUCUAUUAUGUGGGUUUAACUCCAUUGAAGAAAAUAGUUACUGGUGUAACAGAACAUAAUUUGUUUAACAGACUUCAGGUCAAGCAAGCAGCUUACCUUGAGAAUUUGUUUUCAUAGUCUUCAUAAAAAUGUCCUGUUUUAUUCCAGUGACUGCGUUGUACAUUAAACUGAGAGCAUUUCCCGGUUCUAUGCACACACUAAUAGCUUUUAUGAGCUAUUUCUUGCUGCUUUUUUUCCCCCUCCUGAUGUGGAAACCUUAGAGGCUUCUCUUUUUAAAUGAAAAACAAGCCAAAUCUAGUUUGCAACUGUGUUAACAGUAAGUUAACUAAAGUAUAAACCAAAACUGACCAAUCAAGGUGGGGGCUGGAAUGCAUCCACAAUGGCAUCAUGUAGAAUGAUGCUAGGUGUCAGUAAGAAAUGUUGAGAGACUUGAUGGGAUAGCUGAGGGAACUAGAGAGGUCUCUCUAGCUUCUUUGGUGCAUGUGGUGCUAUCACUGGACACACAGUGCUACCAUGACUUAAAAUAGCAUUGAAUGCUAUAAAAUGCUAUUAUGAACUCUCAGGAUACCUUAUUAGUAUUAAUUAUUACUUGUAUUACAGUAGUGUCAAGAUGCCCCAGUCAGGAUCAGGGCUCAUAGUUCUAGGCGCUAUACAAACACACAUUAAAAGACAGUCCUUGCCCUGCACAGGUUACAAUCUAAACAAACUUGGAAACUGUUUUAACCAGUUAUCAUUAGAAAAUAACCUCCGGAGGAUGCUUUAAAAUAACACGACAAUAAUUCAUUUUGAAGUUCAUGAUAAUUUGUUAGGAAGUACAUUUGAAGUGCCCAUGACCAUGACUCUUUCUCCACUUCCACGCACCUGGAGCCAGCACUUUCUAGAGGUCAUUCUAGAGUCUCCCUUCAACCAGAAAAGUGGCAUAGAGAUGAACACUGUUGUGAGUGCUGUCUGUCUCUGGAGGUGAUCCAUUACCUUUCUCUGCAAUUCCAUCCCUGAAAAGACUUUAUUCAUUCCAUCGUAGAUGCAGUUCAGACACACCUCAGAUUCCACUGAACUGGCUGGGGCAUCACUGCUACAGAAGAUUCCACGAUUCACCCCAGGAAUUUAAGAUUUCCAGCCAGUUGAGCUGAAAACGAUGACGUUUUCUUGGAGCUGAUAUUGGGACAAGUAAGGACAGGCCGUCCGGGGGUGGCAAGUGGGGCAAUUUGCCCCAGGCCCUGGGCCCCACAGGGGCCCUGCGAGCCCUGGCCCAGUGGCGGUCCCAGUCUUCAGUGGGAUUUCGGUGGCGGGGGGCCCUUCAGUCGCUCCCAGUCUUCGGCGGUAUUUCCGCGGUGGGGGGCCCUUCAGUGCUGACAAAGACGCGGAGCGACUGAAGGGCCCCCCCCCCACCGCUGAAAUGCCACCAAAGACCUGGACCGCCACCAGGUGAGUACAAGCGCCACAGCUCCCCCGCUUUGCCCCAGGCCCCCUGAAUCCUCUGGUAGUUUGCUAAAAUGAGUGAGGGGGAAGAGGGCAAAGCCAAAAAGGUCCAUCCACUUAAGGUUUUGGGACACCAAUCUGUAGUAUCCACACUUUUCACCUUCUCUCUUUAGCCCUCCUAGCAUUUUCCCUUAUGACUUCAUGUUGUCCAUCAUGGUUGUCUUGUCACCUAUCUAUCCAGUGCCUGUCAGCAACUUUGUUCUCCACCCAGUUUAUUCUUUUUCCUGCAGACACGUUAGAGCCAAAUUCUGCCUUCAAUUUCACAUGUGCAAGUCCUGGUGAUAACAUUUGGUGGCAGGAGGGACCUAGACACAGCACAACCAAUGCAGUUCUACUGUAUGAGGAGGCAGGCUGCUGAAGCCUGUGUAGAGUGUCCACAUUCUCUGCAUACCAAGGAGCAGAGUUCUAUAUGAGAUGGUUUUGGAGGGGAAAUUAUGGGAGGGGAGAGGAGAGGAGCUAGGACUUAUGGAUCCACAAUUACACAGAUCCAGCAGGCCAUUUCUCCUUCCAAAAACCAGGGCAGUCAGAAGCAGCUACAAAACAAUCUGUGGGACUGGGGAAAAGCAUUCCUUCAUUGGGAACUCCGUGCACCUAGUACUCGGAUGGAGGGCCUGAGGUUUGGGACAUAUAUGUGUAAUAUUAAUACCAAUGAAAUGCAGUGUGUGUGGAACUGGGGAACAGUUGUAAUCCUGUUCUGGUUUUGCCCUUGUAUCUUCUCUAGUUUGUUUCCUGAAACGAUUUGUCUAUGCCUGUUUAUUUUAUUAGCGUCAUCUAUGCAAUCAAUAACUUUAUCU
Messenger RNA from Chrysemys picta bellii (western painted turtle), 5801 nucleotides. RefSeq names its product melanopsin-like. Gene Ontology annotation, biological process: phototransduction; G protein-coupled receptor signaling pathway; cellular response to light stimulus. Lineage: Eukaryota; Metazoa; Chordata; Testudines; Emydidae. Gene Ontology annotation, cellular component: plasma membrane. The record is from RefSeq and is a predicted model, not a curated record. Gene Ontology annotation, molecular function: G protein-coupled photoreceptor activity.